CUUAUCGUCAUAGCAACAACUUGUCCGAGAAAAGCAAAAGUGGGAAAGAUGGCGGACUUGUUGAACUCUGGCGAAGAUAAGCCAAAAAGAACGCGGGUUUUCGUGAACCAUGUGGAUUUAUACACUGGGAAGAAUAUAAGCAAGGUAGAAGAGAAAUAUUCCCCUGUAAAAAACAACAGUAACAUGGGAAUCAAGGCCCACAAUUUUGGACUUUUGUUGGAAGUUUCAACCUCAAGAAGUUUAUAUGCAAUGCUAAGGCUCUGUGAUUUAAGUAGUAUCAACUGCCUUAAGCUUGGUGUGCUACAAUGUGUUUUUUUAUUUUUCUUUAUCUUGAUAAGAUAAACGUCCCAUUCUCCUGAUUCUUUCACACCCUGGAACAAGAAAUCCACUUUUUUCAUGGGACCUGUUAGGGUAGUUUCCUUAAUAAACUUGAAUGGUUAACUUUAGUAUACUUGUUUUCUUUUAAUUUCUGAGAUUCUAGCAUCCUCUGUUGUUGGAGCUACAGCUGAAGAAGAUGAAGGAAAUGAUGAUGAGUCUCAAGCUAGUGGACAGCCUCAAAUUCCAAAAGAAAGUUGUUAUGAAGUUGUUGGUACCUUACAAGAUCCCACUCAGCACAAACCUGAAUGGGUUGAACAAGUGUUUGAGGUGUGCAGUUAAGUGUAAGCUUAUUAAAAGGUGAUGGUGGGAUAUUGGUAUGUUCCUUUUUUUGCUUUUUUAUCAACUUUGACUCAAUCUUGCUCCAUAAAAAUACAUACAAAAAAAGAAAGAAAGAACUUACCCAGUAUCCGGCCAUCUUGGCCUUGUCUCAUGCUUCGUUGGUAAUUAUUCAUUUUUAUACAUCUCAAGGGUAUUAGAAGGCAACAGCUCAAGGGACACUACUCUACGAACGUUUGGGUGGGGUUGUACCAUUGGGACAAAAUAGAGCCCUUAGCCAAAACCAGACCAUGAUCAACUACAGUUUUGCCACCCUAUUCUAGACCAUGACAGUGACUUAUCCAAAAGACAUUGCAAAUGGGUUUGAAGUUAACUUUUUUGCAUAAGCCUCUUGGCUUCUAAAAAUUUCAAACUUUUGACCAAAGUUAGCUAAGAUUUUACUCCUUCAUUAAUUACUAAGGGUUUAACUCUUACAAACAAAUCCCAGUCAGGAUUGAGUCUAUAGCAUCAAAGUAACCUCACUGGACUUUACAAGAGAUCAUUAUACAAAGUGCUUGCCUGAUAUCUAGAUGGGAGCCAGCAACAUAUUUUCAUUGAGAAAUAUCUGGAAAGCCACCAAUUUUCUUAGUAUAACAAACAAAGAUGUUUGCUUCUCCUUUUCUGUCACAGACUUAUUUUUGUAGUGUUUAAGCAAGGUGAGCAGACGAGUUCUAAUUGAGUCACCAUUUUGGGCACUAAUUUUCUGAAUGUGGUAGCGAUUAUCUGGGAAACUAAGGCCCAAUAGCUCCUGUAUUAGGCACAAUGUCAUGAUCUGUCUAGGCUACAGGUGCAGGAAGCAAAUGUAAAAGUAGUAGUAUUUCUAGACAAGGCACCCUGUCUAACCAUUAAUUUUUGCACCCUUGAAUUAAGAAGAAGCAGACCAGUGUGCAAAGAAAGUAGUGCCCAAAAGCCUAGGGCUUAAGUGGAUUUUGCUAUCAGGCUAGUAAAUUCUGUUCUUCUCUUGUCAACAGACAAGUGAAGAUUUUGGGAAAUAAAUUAUUCAAAUCACAGAAGUACUGUCCUCAAACAUUUUAAUGUGGCUAGUUGGAAUGACAUGUCUUUCUUUGCACCCUGCAGACUGUCCUUAGUAGGUUUGUGCAAAAAAAAUUCAGGAUGCUGAUGGAGAUAAUCUCUGUACUUUUAUUACAUAGUACAACAGCAAAGAGGAUCUGUUGCCCCAUUUACUGGAAUGUGAUAUCAUUGUAUAUGAUAUCACUGGAAGUCCUGACCAGGUGGAUGAAGCCACAUGGGCUGUUUCAGGUAAUUAUUUUUAUUUUCAUACAUUGUACUCACAAUCUGUCUUCUCAUUGGCUGAGAGCCUACUGCACAACCUACAGAUUAGUCAGUUAUCUGCUAGCAGAUAACUAACUAAUCUGUAGGUUGCGUGCGCAGUGCAUGAUUUUCAAUAAAAAUAUCAAGUCAGGUUCCUUACGAUGGUGUGUUUGUCAUUAUUUUCUUCAAAACAAUGUAUAAUAAAAACAAUAAUAUUAUUAGAUUAAGUUUUUGUUAUAUCCUAAAUAAUCAAGGUCUGGGUAAGUGUUAUCAGCCUAGAAUUUAGAAUGUUUAAUAGUGGUAGCUCUGACAUCAUUGAAUGUCUUUCCCUGUUUAUUAUCAGCCCUCCAUGCAGAGUUGGAGAAUUUUAACAAAAUGAAGGUGUUCAUCUGUCUGUCAACUGUUAUGACGUGGGCAAGAAGCAAGCCACUGGAUCCUGUAAGUUACUUAGGCCAGUAGUUAACACUGUUGACUGAGAGAUGGUUUAGGUAUGAAAAAUAUCUUAAAGCAAUAAAAAUAUGUGCCUUUGAACAGUCCUCGACACUGUGUUUACCUUUGGGAAAUGUCAGUGGAAGUAGCGUCAAAGCAUUAAGAAGUGUUCUCCCCCACCCGCUGGCUUACAUGUUCAGUAGUUCUGGCUUGACAUAAUGUUAUUCAUACCCCAUCAUCCUUUAUUAAUGGUUUAAAACCAAGUCUCUUGGGCACUUCAGUCAAAGAAAUUUGAAUGAGCUGAUCCGAAAUGAUUUUGUUGUCCUAUCUGUUGGACUUGUAUUUUGGCCAUUUGAGGUCACAUUUCCCCAAGUUAUUGUGGUUCGAUGUUACAGCAAAUGACAUCUACUCCAACAUAAAACCAUCAUGGUGCAAAAUAAUGAUUAAAUUGUGGAAGCUCUUAGCAACCUACUUCUGGAGGAUGUGACUUUUAGUUCAUGCACUCCAGAAGACACAUUAUUAUAUAAUAUAUAGAUUUAGCCAGGGCUAAAAGCGAGGCUCCCAUUAAUAAAUUUAUAAUUUAAAUCAAACAAUAAACUUGUAUUCCACUAUUCAGUUAACUUUAGAGCACAUUCGUGUCACUUUUCAGGGAAAGGCUAAGUGAUUUUACAAAAAAUAAUUUGCAAGCAGCUCAAGAGUGAACCAAAUCUCACAUCGAGUUGAUAGCCUCAUUAAAGUAUACACCCAAAAACUGGCAAUCACCUUCGAUCACAUUUAUUAAGAGCCAUAAUGGCUCUUGAUCGCCGUAGAUCAUUUUAUUAGACCUGGAAAAAAAAAUUCUGGCCGAAUUUUUUGCGUUCGACAAGUUUACUUUACAAAAUCUUGCCAACAAAUCUGGGUGCGACUGUAAACCAACCUUUUAUAUAAUUUAUACAUCACAUCUGAGGUGAAACAGUACUAUGAGGCACUGUUUUUAUCAUACAGACCUCAGACAACAGAAUGCAGUAUUUCACAAUAUUGCAAUACAAAUUGCUAUCAUUCAAUAUUCAGGACGAUCGCAGCACGCGUGGGCUUUAGCUAAACCAUUAAAAAAAAUUUCAAAAUCAUCUAUACAGCCAGCCGGUUCUGACUUUUGCAGUGCCAGCAGUGGCGAGUGUUUGAAUGAACAUUAACAGAGUUACGCUCCAACAUAGUAAAGAAUUUAUUAUGUUUAUUUUUAUUUUAAAACGAUUUUUUGAGUACUCCAGGAAGCGUUGUUCACUGAACGACUGAAAACAAUCGGCACAGCGAUUAAAAUUGCAAGAGACAGUACUAACAAUUAAUAAAAGAAAUAUAAUUCGGUGAAACAUAUACAGAGACGACAAUUUUCAUUCAGGAAGACAAGUAUUAAAGUGUCUCUAAAAAUCCUGAGUCUUCGAGCGUAAAGCUGAAUUUUGUGUUUUAAGCCGGCUUCCCGGUGUUUGCUAUUUUCAAAGACCAACUCGAGGCAAGGAAAUCGCUCAAACCUUUCUUUUACAGUCAGAAUUAUAACUAAAUAUUCCUUGAAACGUUUUCUUUCUAUUUACGGUGAGAAAAUGUCUAAAGGCUUUUUAAAGAUCUGUAAGCUUAUAACAAACCUGAUACUUGGUCAGAUCAUUGUCUCAAAUCUUACAAACGUGUGUAAACAAAAUAGCCGCAUAAACUACUCUCGACUUCAUUAAAUUAGGAAUAAAAAACAAACAUCAAAUACAAUAAUAAUUAUUACUUAGGCUUACCACUCGAGAUGCAGCUCCUGAAAGGUAUCAAAGAAGGCCAGUAUCGCUUCAGACUUUGCAACCCUCUUACACAUUAAGCAAGGUGAAAACGAAAACGAUGCCAUGCGAAAUCGGAUUUCCGACUUUGACUCAACCAAAAACCCAAUAAACAAAUUAGCCAUGAAUAACAGAAGACUCCUGAUAGAAUCUGAAUUUCAUUUUGUACACCCAGUGGAAAAAGAAAGUUAAAAACAUCACACGUUGACACAAAACUCUGUCAGCUUCAGCUGUCAAAGUAAACAAGAUUCAAGAUGCUGCAUAAAUUUUCCGCAUGAACUCACCUGUCAAAUUUUGACCAAUCAGAGCAUAAAAAUUGGACGUAGAGCGUGACCAACGCGUGAACAUGGCGAGAAAAGUCAAAAGCAACUGUCUUCCCUGCCUGUAGCAGCUGGCUGAAUUUUCUUGUCCGAGGUCAGUUUGAAAUCAAAAUUUUAAUUGUGCGGCACAUAAACACAACAUAUUUCAUAUGAAUUUAAAAAAAAUUAAACUUGAGCCUGCGAUCAUUUGAAAACAAGUACCUUGUCAGCGGAUAACUUCAAAAAAAUACUCGACCUCGAUGGGUCGACACCUGAGCCCGCGAUACGGUCAAGUGAUACCGGUCAGCAGAUACCUUGUUUUGACAGCUGUCAAUUGAUCACAACAUUGAUGUCCAAUAUGUGUAUCAAUUUUCCUGUGCUCCGAUCCCAAACUAGCUAAAAAGUAUGAGACUGAACAUUGAUCGCGAUCUAGUAAAAUAAUUAACUGGUCAGCGGACAGCUUCCAAAUAAAUCAUGUCACCUCAAUGAGUUGACACAUGAGCCUGCAAUAUGGUCAUGGGAUACUGGUCAGUGGCUAUCCUGUUUUGACGGCUGUCAAUUGACCAUAUUGUGAAUGUCCAAUGUAAAAGAUGUGGACUUGGCAAGACACGCCUGAGACACCCCUCCCUUCCUUUUGAUAGUCUCCGCUACCCCACCCGCACAAUCUGUAGAUGCGUACGUACGCUCGGUCAACCACGUGACAACCAAACGAAAAGAGGUUGACCAUAAUCUAUGAGUAUGGGGCUCGACCUGUCCCACGCGCACUUUGCGCGCGUGCGCGAGAGCCCCGCUAUUAAGUGAUCUCAUAAUUAAUUUUAAUUCGAACUUUUUGUAUCAGGACGAUCCAGAAAUAUCUUUUACUGAAGAUGACUAUCGUCGCAGAAGGGCUCAUCCAAACUUUAAAUCACACAUCAGUGCUGAGAAACUUGUAAUUAAGCAUGGAAAGACCAACAAGGCUAAGUUCAUCACUUAUGUGGUUGCCUCUGGAUUGACAUACGGAUCAGGAGAGGAGAUUUUCCACUUUCUCUUCAAGACUGCGUGGCAUGGCCAGGCACCAGCAUUGCAGUGUUUUGGGAAUGGUCAAAAUAUUGUACCAACUAUUCACAUCAAGGAUCUUGCAGCCGUGAUUGUGAAUAUCUGUGAUCAGAAUCCUAAAGUGCGCUACCUAGUGGCGGUGGAUGAUUCUAAGAGUACUCUUGAAGAAAUUGUCAAGGUUGGUGGUAAUAGAUUUCAGAUGAUGUUGAUGUUUAAUGUCAUUGUUGAUAAUCGAAUUAAAGCUGAUGGGAUCAAGCAGUACAAGUUGGUAUGUAUGUGUUGUGUAGUAAUUUGUUUAUUGUUAUGUCUUUAUUUUAUUCUAGAUUGUAAGUGUACAUCUUGGAAAUGGAAAAGUCAAAAAUAUAACCAAAGAGGAAGCCUUACUUAUUAAAGAGCUUGAGGUAUAGUGUACUGUCAUGUAGGCAUCACAUCUUCUUGUAAAUUCCUUAUAGUUACAAAGUAAAGCACAUGCCGGUAAGACUGAUGUUGUAGCACUAUUUAAUAAUCAUGAUUGUAGAAGAAGCUGUUUAAGGCUGUUUUUAAAAGAUUUUUUGAUCCAUCUUUCCUUCACUUUGAUCCACAAUGUGUAUCAGAACAUAAUUUUUCCUCAUGAAAAGAUGAAACCAAUCCAUUUGUGUUUCAGUUGCCACAAAAGCUUUGCUGAAUUGUUCAAUGGUGUACUUAAAACAAAAAAAUGAAGUAGGAGGGUGAAACAAUUUUUUUCCAACUGGCUUGCUCCAGUCAGUUUAAUUUACCACCAAAUUUAAUAGAAGAUUCAGAAGCUGACUGAUUUUUCAAGCCCUGCACCUUUGUCAAUGGCUAUCAAGUCAGUUCGUUUGACCAAUUUUUUGUGUAAAAAAUCAUGAUAAAUGUUUUUUGUUGUUGAUGUGUUGUUGUUUUUUUUUACAGCAAGCUGACUUUGAUAUGCUGCUGGUCAACCUAAGGAUGGAUGCAACUUACAUCAAAGAAGGAAUGAACAUCAGCUGGGUAUCAGAGGUAAUAAAGAACAAUCAACUGAUCUUUUUUCACAGACUUUAUUAAAUUGAAGUUGCAGCAGUUGUUAUUAUUAUCACCUUCACCUUCAUUCUCAUCUUUCUUUUCAUGCAAAUAAUCUACCACCAAAUAAUUAAAAUUAUUCAAACUUAAUCAUGAUCAAGUUUAUCUCAACAUUUAAUUAUGAAAAUUUAAACACUGAGUGCACUCUACGGGCGCUUUCCAAAAGUCAGAACUGGGCGGCUGGACCAUGGCCAGACCAGACAUCUUGCCUAUGAAAUAGGCUUAAUUUCCAAGAGGUUUUACUGAAAGUCACCAUCUCCUUUGUGCAUAAUGUUUAGGAUUUGACUGAUGUGGAUGGUUAGUUUUGAUCAAAAGUGAAAAUCUCAUUACAACCGGAAUGGGCUGCAGGCAGGUCAGUUCUGACAAAAUGGGAAGCGCCCUACUAUACCCACAAAUCACAGGGCUAAUUUAGGCAGGUAGAGCAAAUUAGACAGGUCGUAAUCAUUAUUAUAAUCAUCACCAUUGGAAUCUCUUUCCUCAGAUAGCCUGAGAAAGCAGUUGACAUUUUCUGACAUCACCACUGGUGUCCCUGCAAAAUGAAAUCUGAGGAACAAAUGCAGAAAUUCCAUGUUGAUGAUGUGUCAUUACCCAGAUCUGUGUAGUGCUUCUGAUUGGUAUAUUAAAGCAAGUUUCCCUCUUGGCAUGACCAAUCAGAAAGCACUACCCCUGGGGGGGGGGGUUACUUGGGGAGGUGUUUGCUGGGUAUGUGCCGCUGCCCCUACCCCAAUAUAGUCUAUUCUGUUACCAAUAUUAUAGACCCCAUCUUAGUCACUUGUGGGCAAAUAUGUAAUUUUUGCGAUCCCAAUUUGGUCACUUGCUAUUUUUAUGAAUUGACCCAUUUUUUAAACGAAAUGAAAAACACUUUAUUUUUCACGUACAGUAUAAACAUAAUUUCUGAUACCUUUCCUAACUGUUAGUUAAAUUAUAUGAAGAACUGUCUCACCCCCCAAAUAUACGAAAAUGUGCGACCCCAUUCUAGUAACUGUGUUGAAAAUAGUCAAUCCAGUCGUGAAAACACGACCCCAUUCAGCAGCACAUCCCCAUUAGCCUCUUAUAAGGAAGUACCCCCCCCCCCCACCCACCCACCCCGCUUGUCGCUCAGACUUCAUUCCACAGGAAAACAGUGGUGGCAUUGCAAAAUGUCAGCUGAUUUCAGGCUAUUCCUCACCAUGUCAACAUCUUGCUUGUGUCCUCUUCUUCACUGUGAACAGCUCCUCCAGAUGUAAUCUUUUACUUUACAAUAUUUCAUUUGUAUUUCCUAAGCUCUGUGUUAAAAAUGCCAUGUGAAUAUCAUUUCCUGUUGUAUAUUUUCCUCAAUACUGGUUCACUACUGACACUGCGCUUAAUCCACCAGACUGGACUCACAGACAACAUAGAUGAAGUCAUAAAAGAGUACAAAGAAACAAGAGGCCUUCUGGUAUGAGAAGCUUUUUGCCCAUGAUACAUUAUGUUUUGGUAGUUAAACUGCAUGUGACAUAGUCUUCAUAACAGUCAUUUCCUUUUAGCCAAUCGGAGGUUUAUGUGGGAGAUGCGUGAGGGCAUAGGGUGAAAAGGAGCAUUUUGUAUUUGCUGCAUUUCACUCCAUGCCAGUUCCCUGUUUCUUGCACUUCUCUUGCUUGGCUGAAAGCAAAGCAGGCUACACAAUUUCUUCUAGAUUUUUAAAGAUUGAUUUGAACUGCGGAAAUUUUACAACUGCCACAGUCAUAUAUCCUUGUUUAAAAUAUGUAGAGUUUUGUUCAGCUUUGUCAAUUGCUGUAUGUUGGUGUUAUAUUUUUAAAGUAAUAAACAAGUUGAUGUUAUAUUUGACUUCUUUAGCCAUUGAGAGCAUGUAUCCUUGGACCACCAGCAUCAGGAAAAACCCUUGUCAUCAAACAACUAUGUGAACAUUACAAACUUCAUCACAUUAAAAUCCAAGAUGUUAUUGAUGAAGCAGUGGAAAAACUGGUAAGUACUGACUCUAUCUCAGUCUAUGAUUUUGCUGUUGAAGUGAGUUUCUUAGCAAAUCACACUGUGAGUCAGAGACAAGGAAAGGGUGGGCUAGACUGUGGCCUCUUGAUCUACGGUAAAACGGAUAACAAAAACCUGCAACUUGCUUUGCAACAUUUUUGCAGAAUGAGUGGGAAAGUGAUGGUGAGCGUUUUACCACCCACGUUCAAACCUGUCUUGCAACAAAUCAGAUUGUUGCAAGUUGCCUAAAUGCCGACAUCUGAUUGGUUAAAAUUGCGCAGGAGUCAUUUACUUAACUUGCUGCAAAACAGGUUUUUUAGAGCAUAGAUUGCAACAGACGUGCUUGAGAAAAGAAGAACUACUAUCAGGGUGCUUUUCAUUUGUCAGAACUGGCCGGCCGGACCAUUGCUGGACCAGUCAUUUUAACGAUGAAAUUGGCUUUUUCCAAGGGUUUUUGCUGAAAAACCAUCUCCUUCCUGCACACUAUUUAGGAUUUGACUGAUCUGACUGGAUAGUUUUGAUUAAUAGUGAAAUUCUCAUUAAAAAUGGAAAACACCGUCUCAGUCUCCUUUUGCUUUACAGCGGUUCUUUGUACGUGGUUGUGGAGCGGACUAAACUACUCCCUACUUUCUGCAACAACUUUUCGCAACCAGCAACAAACUGAUUGACUGCAAGACAGCUUUGAUUCGUGCGUGGUAUUUGUUAUUCAACUUGUUUUGCAGCAAUGUUGCAAAACAAGUUGCACAUUGUUGUUGCCCGUUAUACCAAUUACCAAUGUAGAGCUAGUUACCAUGACAUCUGUGAACCAUGAUUACUGCUAACCAGGCUGCAAACAAACCAAUUCUGAAAUAUAAAAAUAUUUAAAAUGUUAACUUCGUUUUUGUAGCAACGUAGCGCCGCUCGAGCAGAGGCCGAGGGCGAUGAUGAAGAUGAUCUAAAGGCGCAAGAAGAUCAAGAAUUUCUGGAGACGUUGCAGGACAGUAAAGAUAGAAAUAGCGGUAAGGAGAGCUACUAUUAAAGACAAGUAAGAGCGACUUUAUCCUGUUUAUCGGCUCGAUUAUAAAGUAUCAUAAAAAAUAAACAAUGAAGACAAUUUUCGUUUUCAAAAAGCUAAGCAAGAAAGAAGUCAAAAAAGAGAAAAUAGUAGAUUAUCUGUGAAGUGUUGACAUCUUUUAGUAAGGUUUGUGGCCAUUUAAUUUUUUACAAAUUACAAAUUCACUCCACUACAUUACAAGCAUUACAAAAUAAGCUAACACUACUAUAAAAAAAAAGGUGUGGAGAAGGAGACAACCAAAAGCGCCAAUGCGCCAUACUAGGGAUGCCCCCACUAAUUAAAAUAUAACAAAAAUAUAUACAAAUAGAAAUCUAAAUGUUCUAGUUAUCCUUAAUAAAGCUUAAAACAUUUCUUUUAAAGGUUGCAAUACUGUUUGAUUCUCUAAUAUGAUUGGGUAAACCAUUCCAUUCAUCUACAACACGGUUAAAAAAAACUAUAUUUAAAACCGUCAGUUCUACUAAAAUUUGGAACAAGGUCCUGUGUGUCAUUUUUCCUCAAGUUGUAACCUGUAUUUCUGUCCUUACAAAAUAUGAGCUUAUUUAAAAUGUCAAUAUCAUAAUGCCCAUUAAUUACAUUUAAAAAAAAUGUAACAUCUCUAGUGAACCUCCUAUUAGAUAAUGACAACAAUUUUAGCUUAGAUAGUCUAGUAUCAUAAUCAUCAUCAGACCUAGUGAUCCAUCUGGUAGCUCUUCGCUGAACAGCCUCCAAUUUAUCAAUGUUACGUUUAGUAUAGGGGUUCCAAGUUUCGCAUGAAUAUUCUAAUAAAGGUCUCACAAGACUACAAUAAAGUGUCUUCAUGGUAUCAAUAUCCUUUAAGUCCCUACAAGUCCUCUUAACCAACCCUAAAACCCUAUUAGCCUUAGCAGUUAUUUUAUCUACGUGUUGGUUCCAUGAAAGAUUACUGGCAGUAAAUAAUCCUAAAUCUUUAUAAACAUUAACACUUUCCAAAGGUUGACCUUCAAGUUACAUUAUCACACUCUGUGGCUUGAUUCAGAAAUUUUGAUCCGAUAUUUCAAGAAAAGAAAGAAAGCAGCAAUCUUCACAGUAAAACUCAUGUGGCAGUUUCUCGGACGUGAUGAGACGAUUUCUUUUCCUAUUUUUAUUGUUAGGUCGUUAUGAAGAUCAAUAUAUCAUCAGAUUUUACAAAGACAAGUUGCAUUCCAUGCCUUGUCAAAAUCAGGUAAACUUUCUUGUUGUCAUUGUAGCAUUAUUUUAACAUCUUUUGCUAUUAAUUUGGAAACACAGUACUACAUAAACUGCCAAUUGCCAACUUGAUACAUUCGGAUUUUUUGUUUUGUUUUAGGGAUUUAUUUUGGACGGUUAUCCCAAAACAUACGAACAAGCUAAAGAAUUGUUUGCAGGUAAGGUUUAUGCGGCUUGGUCAGGGUCUGCAAGGGAGGGGGGCGGUCAUGAUCCCGCAUUCUCGCUACUUUUCAAUGUUAAUCCCACAUACCCCGCACUUGUUUUCAUCGCUUUCGCGGAUCCCGCUUUUUGUUUCCAAAAAACAUACCGCCUGUUCAAAAAGACUAAUUUUGCUACAAAAGCUAACAAAUGUAAGAUUUAGAUUGGCCAUUUAAUCCGACGCCAAGGCCAUUCCAUAAAGGAAAUCGCUUUUUAUAUCUCAAUGCGACGAUAGAGCACCAUAUAAUCUUGAAAGGUGGUCCGGCAAGUGUGCCUACUGACAUCUAGUAGUUACUUUCGAAUAGUUAGCAUCCCUUUCCCUGGAUAAGUGUGUCAAACUCAUAUUGACAUAACAACUUGUGCUCAUUGAGAAAAGUCUAUUAGGGUAAGGCCUCUACUGUUUGUGAUUUCCUUUAACGCGCUGAAGGUUUUAUCUGCUUCUGAAAUCUACUACAGCCCUUUGAUCAUGAGUUCGUGGUAUGGCGGAAUAAAAAUGUUUUCUUUGUGGAUCGCUGCGUUACUUCUGGCACUAGCCAUAGAGUGGAGGGAAAAAAGCAGAGGAAAGGAAGAGGGAGAAAGGAGGGUUUCUUCUCCCUCUCUUCCUGUCCCCAACGCUUUUUUUUUCUGCUCGUUUUCCUUUGGGUCCUCCCCACUAUCUGAACGUUUCUGACGUUAGCAGACUCGUCUGUGGCCGUAAGUAAGAAUGACACUAAAACUAUCAAUGUCUCAAGGUUCGAUCAGGCGUUUUUUUUUUGGAAAACUAGGAAACUUUUCAUUUAACCGGUCUGUUAUUGCAUCACGUGCUCUUUCCUGGUGUCUGGUCGAAAUAGUGGGUGUUCUGUCGGCUCGUCUGUUCACUACUUGACAGUUUCAGUUAGACAAUCAUUAACCAAAUCACUUAGUGUAUAGUUUGCUCAGUUGAUAGGAGACACAACUGAACGCUCGCCUUAUUGAAUCGCAUUUGCCGCUAGAACGUGUAUCUUCACGUCGUCACGAUUCCCCGGUUUCCCGACAGAGAUGGGAAAAAAUCCCGCAUCCCGUGCCCAAAUUUUUGUGAAUCCGCUUCCCGGGUUCCAGUCAAAUCCCAUUUCCCGCCAAGAUAUUUUGCGUUUUCCCAAAUCUCGCGUCGUAGUUUGGUCAAAUCCAGGAUCCCGAAAAUACCCUUCCAGACCCUGCUUGGUGUUAAUGAGAAUCUAUUGUUUAAGUCUAUCGUUCGUUGGAAACAUCACUUUUAAGUGUCUGUUGUUAAAACAAUAGACACUUCCACGGUUUUGUUCAACUUUUGACGUGGACCAGUGAGGGAAAAGCUGUCGACACCACUAGCCUGAGUAUCAGGCGUUUCUGGGAGAUAAUCUCCUCUCCCCUACCCUCUUAGGGAAGCCUGAUACUCAGGCUACGACACCACUGGAAAGAGCGCGUUAAUAUUAGUAAAAUCGCCAACUUUGAAAAAGAUACGUCUUAAGCGUACGAAGAUAUAGGUCAGCAAAGUUGCGAAAAUUUAUAAACGUUCAUGAUGGUGGGGGCAUGUUCGCAAUACCCCCAUACAAACGUCUGUACAAUUUCGCGACUGUGAGGAGCUGUAUCUUCGUUAGUUUUAAACAAAUCGCUUUCAAACUUGGAAAGUUUACUUAUUCAAAGGCGCUCUUUCUAGCAGAGUUGACGAAUUUUCCCUAAUUUGUCCAUGUUAAAAGUUGAAAAACCGUUGAGUGGUCUAAUGUACAGUUGGCGCCAAGUCGCGGGAAGACAAGCAGUCGUUGGCCAAGUAUUGCUAAGCUCGGGAAACCCUGCCACCGACCACCGCAUGCGGAAGAUGCUAUCAGCACGUGGGAAAAUCUUUUACCAUUUCUAAGCGGGAAAAUCCUGCAAUCGAUCUCAGGCGCCGAAUACAUGCGGCAUAAGGACAAGGGAACAUUCGUGCGAUGCGCCGGAAAACAGCGAAGGAAAGAGGCAAUCAAUGUUGCUGUCAUUGGCUAGAGUAAGCUUCGUAGUAGUUCUGAUACUGACGUAUACACCGAAAAUUAAAAAAAAUCAGUUUCAGCCGUAAAGUGCCAGUUUAGCCCUGUUGGCCAAAAUAUGAUUCAGCCUCUUCUGGAGCCAUUUGAGCAGCACAAUCAAGAGCUAUAAUGGUCCCAUUAUGGCUCUUAACACAAUUUAAGCAAAAAAAGCCCCAUCGAAAGCCUAUUCCAACCCCCGCUGGGAUUUGUUUCAGCCCUUGGGUCCAAAUCAGUCCUAGGUAUAUUGGACUGUAUUGGCCCUGAUUAAGGGAGCCACAUUAGACCCAAAAAUAGGACUGUAUUUUACUCACCGAAACGGUCCCCUUUUUGGGGUUAAAGCAGAUCUUUCUGGUGUACGGUAUAUCGUGGUAAGACAGCUUCAGUAAAUUAGUUUGUUUUAACUUUCAGCUGAUGAAGGAGAGGAAGGCGAAGAAGAUUCACCAUUAAGUUAUGACAAGCUUAUUAUGCCAGGUAAAAGAAAAUUUUCCAUGCUUACGGUUCUUUAUCGUUAUUGCGUCGUUUAGACAUCGAGCGCAACCAUGACACUGUAAUAGGUCUAGACAGCGAGCAGUCUCUCUUUUUCUUCAGAUUUAGUGAGAGCAAUGCACGCGCGCGGGAGCGGCGAAGCCGCGAGACGCGCGAAACGAGGGCCCCGUCUCGCGCCAUCAGUCACGCGCGUGGCCAUUUGCUUGUCUCGCGUUUUGCUCGACGGACUACAGAAAAAAGAGAGACUGCUCGUAGUUUAUAACAGGUCUUGCCAGCUCUAUAAGAUACUGCGUGGCAGUUACGUAAAACGGGUAUUAAACUGAGUAUUAGUUAGGUUAAAAACUAAACAAUUCGCUUUGCCCAAUGAAAAAAGACGCUGGUAGUCGGAUGAACCAAUCAAAAGCUCAGAUCAAACACCGGCUGCCAAGCGCGGGAAAAUGCUUACUAGCAAGUUACAUUUGAACCAAUCAAAACUCAGAUCAAACACAGGCUGCCAAGCGCGAGAAAACGCUUACAAGCAAGUUACACUUGAUUUAAAUUGACUUAGAAGGGCCACCAGUUUUUUAAGACAAUCGUGAAGCAAAGUCAUGCAAAAUCAUGGAAAUCUUCAAAUUACUGCUUUCACCAAUCAAUUUAAGCCCAAACUUACGUCCGAUAUUUUUAUUGUUACAGAGGUCGUGGUAUCAUUAGAUGCACCAGACGAAUUCCUGAAAAACAGAGUCAUGAACCUGCCGGAGAGUGUUGUUGCUGGUACACACAACACAGAAGAAGGUUUGUUCCAAAUAAUCCACGAUCAUUCAAAAAAACAUAAAGCGUAGUACAAGAAUUAUAGCUAGUGCAUGACAGUUGUGGAAGCAGAUGCGCUUGAGAGGUUUGUGUAUCCCGAGAGAGGAGGGGCACUCCUUUAUUGGGCCUAAACGGGUACCGGGUAUGUGCAGCUGAACAGGGCCGGUAUGGUUUUCAGGGUCUACGAUUUCACUGUUUAGAAUCUUGAAAAGGGUGUCUUUCUGCGUUGGAAGCAAGAGUGUGAAGGUUGGCGAUGAGCGGUCGACUUUUGUGGUACCAAAAAUUUUUUUCCAAAAAAUCUAACUCCAUGAUGUUAGUUUGAAACUGCUGAAAAGGGUAUGCAAAACGAAACGAAUCAAGGUCAUAAAAUAAGUUCCUUUGGGUAGAGAAAUGGGCAAUUUUUGUCUUAUACAGAGUCAUGGUUUGAAGGCCCCGGCGGCACACCUCCACCCAAGCUUUCCUUGGGUACCCCCGGGUUGUUGAUAUGCAAUUGACCUAACGACCAGCAAGAUGACGUUUCCUUAAUCAAACUGGGAACAACUUGAUUUGGCGGUCAAUAGUGGCACUACUUGUUUGAAUAACCUGACAUGACAGCGCGGCUUGUUCCACUCCUUUCCUUUGCUCUUGGGCGACUAGGGGAUCAUAUGCUGGAAAGCCUGGAUUUCACAUGUUCAGAGCAUCAGUCCCCUAGAAUUUUUCAUAGAGUGCAGCCUUGAUUAUUAUGCGUUCGGGUUUUCUACAGGUUUGAUGCGACGGCUAGCAGAGUUCCGCGCUGUUAACACGGAAGACGAAACUGUAAUGAACUAUUUUGAUGAACUAGAGAUUCAUCCCGAUCAUAUCGGUAAGUGUAGUUGAUUGUCUUUGAUAAAAUCGGAGCUGGGACGAAAUAAAAGCUAAAAAAAGAAUCACUCUGGGCCAAAACAUAACUCGUUGAACACACGUGAAGUUGAACGAGUGUGACAUACAAGGCAGAUGAAACAGCAAUCCUCUUGUUUUAGGUAACAUAACCUGCCAAGGGUUUUUCUUUUAAGGCGCUUAUCAUAUGUCAGAACUUGUCGGCCAUACUAAUCCUGUCGAGAAAGGGACUUUCAUUAGAGACCUUUAGCGCCCAGGGUUUCAGUAGAAACCCCAAACGUCUAGAGGUCAUAUGACCAAGCGGUAGCCUUGCAGCCGUAUGUGGAGUUCUGGACGCCUGGCGGUACGUUUUCAAGUGAAUCACUUACCUGAAAAUCUAACUCCAGGCCUAUUAUAAACCCGUGUGGAAAACUUCAAACACGACUGCAAGACGUGGUCACGUGACUUCUAGAGGACCUGCAGAUCCGGAGUUCGCGGUGUCAACCGCUCGGCCACACACGCCUCCGGCUUUGUGAAAGUUUCAUGAAAAAAAACUAAUAUUUCACUUUCAAAAUUUGCCGGUCUAGCCAUUAAGAACUACGGAUAGGUCUGACUUUUGUUAAAUGGCCUCAGACUUGAGUUUUACUCAUCCUGGCCGAUUUUGAUUCCAACACUGCACGCAACGUUCUAUUUUGAGUAGUCGGCAAGAAUGGGAUCGGCAUCUGUGACCUUCACCGGGUUCAAACCGGUUAAAGAGAACGUUUACCGCAAAAUUUAUUUUUCUCGUAUAAAGGAUCAAUGACCGAAUUGAAUAAGUAUCCUUGCAAAACAUUUUGAAUGGUUUAUUUUUUAUGUAUUGUAUGACUUUGUUUGCAGAUAUAACACAAGAUAAAGCUAGAAAAAUGACCAAGACUGUCGAGCAGAUCAAAAAACUGAUGGGAGCGCCUAGAAAUUACGGUAUGUGUGAGUAGUAAUUAGCCACAGUUUCAACCAAUCAUCAAAGCCGAUUGCCCCUACAUGAUUAAGUUAGACCAGUAAGAUGACUAGAGUUUCAAGUUAAACGGGUGACUAAAUGGAUGAAAGAGUCAGGUUUUAUUUUGUGGGGAAAAAAACUGCACUUUAGGCUACGGGACCCAUCAGCUACGAUUGGCGACAAAAUUGUUGAGACACUGUACUCAAAUGGGUUAACUUCAGAGAACAAAAGAAUCCACACCCCUCCCCACUCCCCUCCAUUCCAAUUUGGGGUGUUUGUUGUUUUCUACAGGUAUUUCGAAUAGCGGCCCAACAUUGCAUGGAGGGGAUGGGAGAGGGAAAGCUUUAUUUUCUUCUUUUGAAGUCGGUAAAAAGUAAGAGAAGCCCUUUAGGGCAAAGUGUUUCAACUAAUUUUGUCGCCGAUUGUAGUUUACACCAGGCACUCCACCCAAAUAAUUAAUAUAGACACAAAUAAUCCAAAUAGAACAUAACAGGGUUAAAAAGAAAACAAUUGGCAGGAGGCAAUUAGUUGGCUCUUUCCGGGCGUGGUCGAGGGUUUGAACUGGGGACGACUGAGAACAAAUCGAGCAAAAUGGUUAGAACGGGACUCGAACCUGGGUGACCCAGAUUUCUUGUUCGACGCGCUGACCACUCGCCCGUCUUCCGCGGGGUCCACAUUUGUACAACUGAGUGGAGAGGAAUGUUCCUUGUUUACGAUUUCGUUUUCCAUAAGUGAACGUAAGAAUGGAAAAUGCAACAUCUAAAUACACUUAUCUAUCAUACCCCUGUGCCACUGCAUUUAAUGGCAACCAUUAGAUAUAUAGUACAUAUUGAAUUUUCUUUCGCUAAGUUUUUCCUUGCCAUAACGCUAUCGUACCAGUGUGAGCACAAGAGAAUACGAACUGUAAUUGAGUCUUAGGGCGCAACUUUUAUGUCAGUAGAUCUUAAAACUUUUAAUUUCUAUUGUUUGUGGUUUUUCAUCAGGUCCGACACCAGAGGAGCUGGCCGAAAUGGAAAGAAUUGAAACAGAGAAACGCGUAUGUUGUUUUAAAAAUUGUUUAUGAAGCCGACCAAUCAGCAGACGAUUGUUUUGUGUUAGCAGCAUAAGCUCUUAAUUUUAGUGUAGUCUUAGAUAUGUUUUAUAAAUUGUCUCACGCAGCUUGAAAAAGAGCGGAAAGAACGAGAGGAGCGUGAAAAAAGAGACGCUGAAGAAGCUGCCGAGAGACAACGCAGAGAACAAGAAUGGGUAAGGAUGAUCUCUAAAAAAUACCAAGCACGUAGACUCUAAAAUGUCCUUAAGAACCAGACGAAUUUUCACCGUGCGUUGGACUCGAAAUCCGGCGGUUCCAGAUUCAAGUCUCGCUGUGGCUGGUCACUAGCUUGGUUUGUCCGUCAUCUUGGGUUCAAAUCCUCGGCCAUGCUUGUAAAAAGCCACCUGUGAACUUAGUAGGGUCACCCUCCUAGUUGGGCCAGCUUUUCUCCGUAUAAAACCUUCAGAUCGCCCAACAGGGUCAACUCGUUCAAGGCGAGACGAGACAAUCAGAGCAUGCGCGAGUGCUGUUGUCAGCUCUUGGCUCAGGCAAACUCGGACAAGACGAGACAAUCAGAGCAUGCGCGAGUGCUGUUGUCAGCUCUUGGCUCAGGAACAGGGUCAAUUUUUUUCUCAUAUAAACCCUCGCUUAAGUUGACUAGGCUAGAAGGGCGAUCCUCUUUCCCAUGACAUUUUUUCUCCAUAAAAAAGGGGCCUAAGGCAAGUGCGCUUCCACUUUAAACAAAACACUUAGACUUCUACUAACAUUGUGGAUUCCUUUUAGCGCAUCCGACUGACUGAAGUCAAACGGCAGGAACAAGAGCUGUUGGAGAAUCAGUCCAUUCCACUUAGGAACUAUCUGAUGAAGCACGUGAUGCCCACCCUCGCGCAGGGCCUUAUUGAGUGCUGCAAGAUGCGCCCUGAUGACCCUGUGGAUUAUUUGGUGAGUUAUCCCUCAAAAAAGGCGUAAGAACAACAUGCAUAUAAAAGAAUGUUAUUUCAAAUCGUUUAUCCAUGAUAUAGAUCGCUUUCACAUGACGAUUUAGCGGCCAUUUUGGUGCAACAAAACAGUGAAAAGGCCACCAUGUUGGUGUACCUAAACGUCCUGUGAGAAUUAAACGCUUUGCUCAUGUUAUGUGUUUUCUUCUACCAUGAGUACCAGAAGUUAUUAGGGAGCUUGAGAAAAGACGUUUUUGAGCGCGGCGCGUCAACCGGAAGUGGACAUUUUGAAUUCUCGGGCUGUGGUUUUUGCCAAUAUUUUCGGGCAAAUUGUCUCCGUAAGAGUGGGGAAAAGGCCCUGACGUGAGUUGCUCAAAAACGCUCUCGUGUGCACCGGAAGGCCGAAGCCACGAUCGGCUGGUAAAUCUUGGCCGUAAUCGGAAACGCGCAAGAAGCGUCUAUGGCACCUAGGGUAUUUUUCUUAUGUUCGUUCCAAAAAACUGCAUAGCAAAGGUGGAAACGAUUUAUACUUAAGGAGCUCUUAAGAACCGGUUUAAUAAGUUUUGGUGCCUUCAUGGUAAGUUACGGUCGUUUCGAUGCAAGUUUAUUCAGUCGAGGUGUAAAAGUUUCACGCACUUGGCUGAAAGAACGAAGAAUAUUUACCCGAAAUGUUUCCCUUUUCACGUGCAAACCAUACUUCAAGUGGCCGAAAUUUUAGUGCAGUUUCACUGCUGGAGUUUGUAUCGAAACGACCGGUUUCCCUCUUGGCAAGUUACACAUCUGAACGAGUGAAAGUUGAAGGGAGAAGCCGGAACAUGAAAUAGCCGGUGAAAAACUUCUGCGAUGAAGCUGACGCGUUUUCCUUUCUUUUUCAGGCCGAAUAUCUUUUCAAGAACAACCCGCAGAUAGAUUAAACGAUGCGAAGAAGUGAAAAAUUGUACAUUUAGAUAUGCCACAGAAGCAUGUUGUAAAUAUACUUGGUAGCUGGUAACAGAUAUUUCAGUUACCUAUGUAACCGCAAAAAUGUUUUAACAUUGGCGUCGUCGUACAUUUCUUAUAUAAAUAAAU
Messenger RNA from Porites lobata, 19085 nucleotides. The record is from the annotation of a GenBank genome assembly. Lineage: Eukaryota; Metazoa; Cnidaria; Anthozoa; Scleractinia; Poritidae.